Messenger RNA from Salvia splendens (bonfire salvia), 1612 nucleotides. Its product is annotated as 2-carboxy-1,4-naphthoquinone phytyltransferase, chloroplastic. Gene Ontology annotation, biological process: phylloquinone biosynthetic process. NCBI's taxonomy places the organism in Eukaryota, Viridiplantae, Streptophyta, Magnoliopsida, Lamiales, Lamiaceae. The transcript is spliced from 10 exons. Gene Ontology annotation, cellular component: membrane. The coding region runs from base 163 to 1323 and encodes 386 amino acids. The record is from RefSeq and is a predicted model, not a curated record. Gene Ontology annotation, molecular function: prenyltransferase activity.
UCUCCAUAAAAUUCCAUUCUUGUCAAAUCUGUGCGGUUGAAAAUUGAAAUCUCCUUCCCUCUGUUUAUUACUAUCUCUUCCUCCCUCUCCCUCUAGACUUAACCCCUCACUCUCUCUCUCUCCAAACAAAUAGAGAUUCUCACAAUUCUUGAAUUCUCAGCUAUGGCAGCAGCUGCAUUCUAUUCCAUGAGCCUCCGCCAUGACGUCAAGAAUCUCAACCAACUCCUUCCCAACAUACAGACUGUUAAUAGGAUUUAUCAUGUUGGUGGAAGGCCGAAAAAUGCGAAAAUACGUUUCAAUAAGGCGAUCACGAGGCCUGCACGAAGGCGGUACGGAGUUUUGUUGAAGUGUGUGGCAGAGCAUAGUGAAGAAGAGAGGGAGGAAGAUAUCUCUAAAGCAACUUUGAUAUGGAGAGCCAUCAAAUUACCAAUGUACACCGUUGCUCUGAUUCCUAUAGCAGUAGGGAGCGCAGCGGCUUAUUUGGAGACGGGCCAGUAUUUUGUAAACCGUUUCCUCAGGCUGUGUGUUUCUUCAGCUUGUAUUAUAGCUUGGCUCAACUUAAGCAACGAUGUGUAUGAUUUUGACACUGGAGCAGAUAAAAACAAGAAAGAAUCAGUUGUUAAUCUAGCUGGAAGCCGGACAGGGACUCAUGUUGUUGCUUGGAUACUACUUGCACUUGGCUUCGCUGGCCUUUCUUGGGUUUCUGUCGAAGCUGGAAGUCUGCGUUCGAUAAUGCUACUUUCGUAUGCCAUAAUCUGCGGCUAUGUUUAUCAGUGCCCACCGUUUCGCCUGAGUUACUUGGGAUUAGGGGAGCCGCUGUGCUUUGCAGCGUUCGGGCCAUUUGCAACGACCGCCUUUUACUUGCUCCAGAGCAGCACAAAGCAGCUGCCUAUUUCUGGAGCUGUUGUUGCUUCAUCCAUUCUUGUUGGCAUCACAACUUCCUUAAUCCUCUUCUGUAGUCACUUUCAUCAGAUUGAGGACGACAAGGCAGUCGGGAAGUUCUCCCCUUUGGUGAGGCUCGGGACUGAAGGAGGCGCGAAAGUAGUGAAACUAACUGUCGUGGUGCUCUACUUGCUUCUUUUCAUUCUCGGCCUCACCCAGACUCUCCCCUUCUCAUCUGUAGUACUCUGUGGCCUAACGCUGCCAGUUGCGAACAUGGCGGUUAGCUUUGUUGACAAGUACCACAAGGACAAGGCAAAGAUCUUCAUGGCCAAAUACUACUGUGUGAGGUUUCACACGGCGUUUGGAGCUGCGCUGGCGGCCGGGCUGGUGGCGGCGAGGAUGUUUGCAAGAAAGCAACUUCCACAAGCCCUUCUUCUCUAAGGUUCAAUAAGGCAAAGCUGAGGAAGCUUCUCUCUCUUAACUACUGAUUUUUUCUCACCAGACAACACAAAUAGGCUCAUACUAACUGAUCAACUUUACUUGCUAUACUUCGUGUGUUAUGGAGUAGUACUAUUUAGCUAUGUAUAAUACACAUUUUUUGGAUUAGUAUUUACUGGUCUAAUAAUGUUAUAGAGAUCCAAUUUUGGGUUCUUUAUUUGUAAUGUUUGGAAUGUAUAAAUACUCCUACAUAAGUUUAUACUAUGUAUGUAUUGGGCAAGUGUUACUCUCA